Messenger RNA from Plasmopara halstedii, 177 nucleotides. RefSeq lists its product as uncharacterized. Lineage: Eukaryota; Oomycota; Peronosporomycetes; Peronosporales; Peronosporaceae. The record is from RefSeq and is a predicted model, not a curated record. Bases 1 to 177 code for a protein of 58 amino acids. The transcript is spliced from 2 exons.
AUGACCGGCACCAUGCUGAUUGUCUGUCUCCCCACGGAGUUUCCAGAGCAACCGCGAAUGUGGUUGCCAGGUUAUAUCUAUGUUUCAGACAAAUAUAUGCAUUCGCGUGGACCUGUUUCGACAGAUGAACAUAGCGACAAUCGUUCAGUUGCAUCUCGACAGGGUUCUUGGAAAUAG